Vespula pensylvanica (western yellowjacket) is the source of this 1430-nucleotide messenger RNA. Its product is annotated as pancreatic triacylglycerol lipase-like. Lineage: Eukaryota; Metazoa; Arthropoda; Insecta; Hymenoptera; Vespidae. The transcript is spliced from 4 exons. The record is from RefSeq and is a predicted model, not a curated record. Bases 184 to 1242 code for a protein of 352 amino acids. Gene Ontology annotation, biological process: lipid metabolic process. Gene Ontology annotation, molecular function: lipase activity.
CCAACUUAAAUCAUGUACUGCAGCGGAACUGAUUACAUUAGAUAGAUGAUAACCAUUAGUUAGGAAACAAUUUUGUCCUAUUACUUUACUCAAGAGAAUUUUUAAGGAUAGAAAAUUGUAUUGUUACAUAAGAUUCGAAUACAUAAAUAAUAGUACCUAUUGUUGGUCCAAGCAAAUGCGAUCAUGUCGUUCAUCGCUCGGUUUGUGUUCUUGUUAACUUUUCUAAAUUUAUCUAAAAGUUCCACCAAUGAUAUGCAACACCGUUUAACAGCGGAUAAAUCACAAGGAUUUUUUUUAGGAGAAGUACUUUUAGAUGCUCUUGUUAAUCCAAUGGGUACAGCCCAAAAUGAUCGAUCGGUUAUAAAUAAUAUUUUCGAUCCGAAUUUGAUAGCCGAAGAUGUUACAUUCGAGCUCUAUACAAGAAAUAAUCCUGUUCAAGCAUAUUUUUUGAAGGUGGAUGAUAUAAUAGGACUAAAAGAAUCUCCAUUUGAAUCUGAAAAUCCUACAAAGAUACUCAUUCAUGGAUGGACCGAUAGUGCAAACACUUAUUGGCUGCAAGAUUUUCGACAAAAUUACCUAACAGUGGGAAAUUAUAAUGUUAUUAGCGUCAAUUGGUUCCCUGCAUCGCUGAAAGAGUAUUGGAUCGCUGCAAAACUAACUCGCCAGGUCGGCAAAUAUAUAGCAGAAAUGUUGAAUUUUCUUGUCUCACAAACUGAUCUCUCGCUGGACGAUAUACAUAUAUUAGGACAUAGUUUAGGAGCUCAUGUCGCUGGAUUUGCUGGGAUGGAAGUAUCCGGAACAAUUGGAAGAAUAACUGGCAUGGAUCCAGCUCGACCAGGUUUCGAAUCUUCGAGUUUGAACGAUUUAAGAAUACGUUUAGAUUCUAGAGAUGCCAAAUUUGUGGAUAUCAUACAUACUUGCGCAGGGACACUUGGCUUCAUUAGAUCGAUUGGUCAUGCAGAUUUCUAUCCAAACGGAGGAACGUUCAGGCAGCCUGGAUGUCCUGUCUUCUCAGCACAAUACUGCAGUCAUGCUAGAGCUCACGAUUUUAUGGGCGAAUCUAUUAUCAAUCCAUUAACUUUCGGUGCUGUUCAAUGCAAUAGUUGGAUAGAAUUCAAAGCAGCCAAGUGCAGAGAUAACUCUACUAUAGUGUUCAUGGGUGAAAACGUUAGUCGGAAUGCUCGUGGUUCAUUUUUCUUGGAAACUAAUCCACAACCACCAUUCGGAAAAAAUGAGAUAUAAAGUUAGAACGCCAAGGAAGAUUCUCAUACUACUCUCAAUAUGUUCUCGCAUCUAUAAGGUGGUAAAAAUGUAUAUAUAUUUAAGAAAUACGACUACAUUUGUGGUACAGAAACCCACUGAUUGGAAAGUAAUACCUUGUUACUUUGAAAGUAUCACUUGAAAUAAUUUGAAAGUAUACUUGAAAGUAA